This is a messenger RNA of Diceros bicornis minor, 2086 nucleotides long. RefSeq names its product cyclin Y (gene CCNY). The transcript is spliced from 10 exons. Lineage: Eukaryota; Metazoa; Chordata; Mammalia; Perissodactyla; Rhinocerotidae. The record is from RefSeq and is a predicted model, not a curated record. The coding region runs from base 450 to 1475 and encodes 341 amino acids. Gene Ontology annotation, biological process: regulation of cyclin-dependent protein serine/threonine kinase activity; regulation of canonical Wnt signaling pathway. Gene Ontology annotation, cellular component: cytoplasmic cyclin-dependent protein kinase holoenzyme complex; plasma membrane. Gene Ontology annotation, molecular function: protein kinase binding; cyclin-dependent protein serine/threonine kinase activator activity.
CCCGCCCGCCCGCCCGCGCGGACCCGCGCCCGCCGCCUGAACCGGAACCUCUCGCCGAGGCGUCGCAGCCGCCGGGGCCGGGCGCCGGCCGGGAAGCGCGGGGGAGGCGGCCUGCGCGGCGCCGCCCGCCAUGGCCGCGGCGGGCUGAGCGGGGCUCGCGGCCGCACUCGCGCGGACCGGGCGCUCCUCGCGCGGACAGGCCCCGGGCAGGGCGGGCGCGCGGAGGCCGAGGGAGCCAGGGCCGCCGCCCGCUCAUCGCCGCCGCCGCCGCCGCCGCCGCCCAUGGCGAGGCCCCGCCGCCGCCGCCGCUGCUGACCCGGGGCCGGCCGCGGCUUCCGCCCCUCCCGCGGCGGCGGGCGGGCGGGCCUCCCCUCCACGCCCCCGCCGCCCGCGCCCCGCGCCGGGCCGCGGAGGAAGGCGAGCGCCGCUGGAGCCGGGGGCCGCCGAAGAUGGGGAACACUACCUCGUGCUGCGUGUCGUCCAGCCCCAAGCUCCGCAGGAAUGCCCACUCCCGGCUGGAGUCCUACCGGGCCGACACGGACCUGAGCCGCGAGGACACGGGCUGCAACCUGCAGCACAUCAGCGACCGGGAGAACAUCGACGAUUUGAACAUGGAAUUCAAUCCUUCAGACCAUCCUCGGGCCAGCACAAUAUUCCUCAGUAAAUCUCAGACGGACGUGAGAGAAAAACGCAAGAGUCUCUUCAUUAACCAUCAUCCUCCAGGACAAAUAGCAAGGAAAUACAGCUCCUGCUCCACUAUUUUCCUAGAUGAUAGCACAGUCAGUCAACCAAACCUCAAGUAUACAAUUAAAUGUGUAGCUCUCGCCAUAUAUUACCACAUUAAAAACAGGGACCCAGAUGGAAGGAUGCUCUUAGAUAUUUUUGAUGAAAACCUUCACCCUCUUUCGAAAUCCGAAGUGCCGCCAGAUUACGACAAACAUACCCCCGAGCAGAAGCAGAUUUACCGAUUUGUUCGGACGCUGUUCAGUGCUGCUCAGCUGACGGCUGAAUGUGCCAUUGUCACCCUGGUAUACCUUGAAAGACUUUUAACCUAUGCAGAGAUAGACAUCUGUCCGGCCAACUGGAAGCGAAUCGUUCUGGGGGCGAUCCUGCUGGCCUCCAAGGUGUGGGACGACCAGGCUGUGUGGAAUGUGGAUUACUGCCAGAUCCUGAAGGACAUCACGGUGGAGGACAUGAACGAGCUAGAGCGACAGUUUCUUGAAUUGCUCCAGUUCAACAUCAACGUUCCUUCCAGUGUUUAUGCCAAGUAUUAUUUUGAUCUUCGUUCUCUGGCAGAAGCAAACAACCUGAGCUUCCCCUUGGAGCCCCUGAGCAGGGAGAGGGCUCACAAGCUUGAGGCCAUCUCUCGCCUCUGCGAGGACAAGUACAAGGACCUGAGAAGACCCGCGAGGAAGCGGUCAGCGAGUGCUGACAAUCUGACUCUGCCGAGGUGGUCGCCGGCCAUCAUCUCCUAACCGGCGUCCCCACAGGAGGCCGUACCAUCCCCCAGUUUCUCCUUCAGUUUGAGAAAAGACAGACUUGGGGUGGUUUUGUUUUUUGUUUUUCCUUUCCUUUCCUUUUUAAAUGCAUAGCUCCGCCAGGCUGCCUGGGUGACCGCCUCUUGAGUGGCCCACACACAGCAAGGCUGCGGGGAAGAGAACUGGUAUUCUGGAAGUCCUCGCCCGCCUUCCCCACGUCGUGAACAGCACGUCUUCCUGGAGGAAGAAGACUCUCCUCCCGGAGGAGUAAACGAGGGGCGGGGGAGUCGUGUGGAGGUGGGGAAGGUGGUGACGCGGCCUGGCCAUUUCCUGGGUGCCUCGCCAUCGGCAGAGGGUACGCCGGAGACACAGCCGGGCUAACAGUGGGAUGUGCGUUAGAGACAAGCGCCACGUUUGUCCCGCCACUGGGAUCAGUGUGUUCUCUAAGACUUCUUGCAUUCCUUCUUGCUGCUUUUUUGGGAUUUGGGGGAUUUUUGUUUUUAUUCUGUUUUGGUUUUGGUCCCACAGAGCAGAGAAUAUAGUUUGUACCCACCAUGGCGCAGACAUCCAAAUAAAUAGUGCUGGUUGUUCUCUCCGCACUCCUCCUG